GACCCUGUCGCUAUUCGUUACUGCCCUGUGACCUUUUUUCUCCUCAUGUUACCGUACCGUAUUUGUUUUCCAUCGUUACUGUGUUGUAUCCUACCUUUCCUUUACGCCCCGUCAUUUUAUUUUACCUAUGGCAGCCCAUUUGGUAACCCCUGCAUCCUUCACGAAUAUUUUUCCUAACCGCGCCGAUUUCGCUUUGUUGUAUUAUUUCGUUCACGAGUUCUGUCGCCACCGCCGCCGUGUGAGGUCGUGUACCGCCAGUGUGCUAUCUGCUGCCACCACCGCCACCAAUAUAAUUGAAGUGCUCAUAUAUUCAAGUUUUUUAAGUCAAACCAGAGAGCCGGCCCUAUUUAUUUCAUUUUGAUUUUCAACAUAGUCCUCCGGGCCGGAUGACUUUUUGAUUUCUGUUAAAUUUGCUUCUUUGAUGAUUUGCUGAUUGAUUUUGACUGAUCAAGACUGAGAUUGACUUGUGAAUUGUGUAUAUCAAGAUGGAGCGUGAGGCACAGCUUAAACAGAAAAGGACUGUGGCUCGAGGUAAGGCAACCAGACUGAUGAAAGAGCUUGCCGAAUGUGAUAAUUCUCAAGAGGACGACCUUGCCUUGGCAAUACACCACCUUGAGCAGCACGUUGAUCUGAUGACCGAGAUCCAGGUGAGCCUGACAAAGCUGUCUGUGCCUGAUGAUACCUCGCAUGUUCAGGAUAUGCAGGAUCAGAUUUUCAAAGCUAAGCGUGUGCUUGCUCGUCUGGAAAGGAGCUCUGAGGUCUCUGUUGGAAGGGCUCAGUGUGUGCCACCUUACCUGGGGGGAAAGCUGGACCUGAAGCUGCCCAAGUUCUGUGGGGAUGUGGAAAAGUGGUCAGAGUUCUGGAGCCUGUUCUGUGUAUCUGUCCAUGACAACCCUGCUUAUGCACCUGUCGAAAAGCUGGUGCACUUGAAGGCGCACCUCGUCGAUCAGGCAGAGGUGGCUGUGCAGGGUCUUCCCAUCACUGACCAGGGCUACUUGAAGGCUGUGGAGACCCUGAAGGAAAGGUUUGAUCGCCCAGAUUUGUGCAUUAAGGUGCUGAUGCAGAGAUUGUUGUCCACCACCCCUGUGCACAGUGACAAUGACUUGGUCCGCUUGCGCCGCAUGAUUGAUGGGCUGGUUUCUGAGGUCAGGGCGCUGGAGACGAUGAACGUGUUGCCUGACUCAUAUGCUGUCCUGCUGAUGCCUGUGCUAUUGUCGUGCAUCCCUGAGUCAUGGAAGAUUGAGUGGCUGAGAUGCAGUGCUGACUCAUCUGAUGAACUCACAGUCUUCCUGAAGUUCCUGCAGAAGGAGAUGAGCAUCAGGGAGGAGGCAGCUGCUCGGAGGAAGAGGAUCACCAGUGAGCAGCCACCUACCGCAGUACCUGGGAAGCCGACAGUCAGCAUGCUGAACGUGAGGCAGAAGAAGGGACCUGACUGGGUAUGUCUGGCAUGCGGAACGGGUAAGCAUGGCCUGGCUGCGUGUUCGGCCUACCGCACCAUGACUGUGCCUGUUCGCUGGGAUGUUGUGCGCCGGGCUAAGCUCUGCUACCAGUGUCUUGGCCCCCAUCUGCUGCGUGCUUGCCACAGCACCCGAUGCCCGUGGUGUGGUGGCCCGCACCACUCGUCAUUGCACCCACCGCCAGGAGAGCAUGCAGCCCUCAUGCCUACUGAGAGAUGUGUACCUGAUCGCGGACCUCUGUCACCCCCUGCCGCUGCUGCUGUGUCUGAGAGUCGCAUGCCUGAUCGCAGACCAUUGCCACCCCCCGCUGCUGCUGGUACUUUUUCUGCCAACCAGGGACGGAUGUGCAUGGGCGUGCGGAGCCAGCAGCACUGCUACGUGCAGACAGCGCUCGUGGAGGUGGCUGGUCCUCGGGGCGUGCGUCUAGUACGCGCGCUGAUUGACGGCGGGGCAGACGCCUCCUUCAUCCGGGCUUCACUGGCUGACCAGCUGGGACUCGAGAAGGUCGGCCAGGGGACCUUCGCGUGCGUCGGAUUCAAGGAGAGAGUUGAGGAGGCUCACCAGUACGACCAAGUAAGCGCGCGGCUCACUGGAUACCAGAAAGGUGAGGCCGAGCUUGUGUUCUGGAGAACUGAUAAGCUGUGUGCGCCCGUGGGAGCUCCACCACCCAUUCAGUCUCUGCCCCCAAGUGUAGAGCUUGCUGAUGACUUCCGUGACGGACCUGUUGAUGUUCUAAUUGGGUGUGAUCAGCUGUACAAGGUGGUGUUGUGGAACCAGGUGGAGGUGAAUCCUGGCCUCCGGCUGGUGGAGACUGUGUUUGGGUAUGUGCUCCACGGACAGUCCCCAGGCCAGCAGACGACCCGGCAGCGGCACGCCUACCGCUGUCAGCUGGUUGACGUCGAGCGAAUGUGGACGCUGGACGCUGUGGGAGUCGCCGCAGAGGAGACCGCCGAGAGAGACCCACCUGUACCGACUUGGAACGCCACCGAGAACAGUUUCAGGAGUACGAUGACCACCUGCAUCAGCUGCUGGAAGACGCCGUCAUCGAGCCCGCGCUGCCGAGUCCACCAUCAGAGUUCAUCUUACCGCAUCGAGGACUGCACCGCAACGGCAAACUGCGAGUGGUGUUCGAUGGAUCAGCGCCAGACGGUGCAGGUAUGAGCCUGAACUCCUACCUUGAGCCGGGAGAGAACCUGCUGCAUCGUUUACCAGCUGUGCUACUUAACUUCCGUUCAGGAGCUGUGGGUUGUCAGACGGACAUUCGUGCAGCUUUCCAUCAGAUUGUACUCACUGAGGAGGACCGUCAGUUCGUGCAGCUACUGUGGGCGGGCCAGCGGCUGAGGUUUCGCAGGGUCCCGUUUGGACUCACCUGUUCGCCCUACAUGCUGCUGUGCACUAUCGCUGAGCACGUCCGCCGGUGUCUGCGCGAUGAACCUGUUCUGUUGCAGAAGGUUCAGGAUUCCGUCUACAUGGACGACAUGUGCCCGUCCUUCAGUACGAGGGCGGAGGCAGAGGCCGGACUGACGAAGAUGGGUGACGUCUUCAGCGAGGCCUCCAUGGAUCUUCACAAGACCAGGAUGUCUGGUGACGACACUGAGGACGAGAAGGUGCUCGGCCUACUGUGGAGCACAAGAUCGGAUCGUCUGGCCGUGACCGUGCCACAGGUGACCUGCCCUGGCACCCGGACUGAGCUGCUAUCUGCUGUGAGUAGACCGUUUGAUCCGCUCGGCGUGGUGACGCCGUGGCUGAUCUGGGGGAAGGCCCUGUUUCAGCGUACCUGGCUUGACGCUCAAUGCACAUGGGAUAGUCCCCUGAGUGGGGAGCUGCAGACCGAGGUCCGAGCCUGGUGGAGAGACUCGCCGGGGAGGGUGAUCUGGUUCCCUCGCCUAGCCGGAGCGCGUGACGAUCAGUCCGGAGCGACUUUUCACGUGUUUUGUGACGCGUCUCGGACCGCCUACUGCGCGGUGGUGUAUGUGGUCCAGGGUGGGGAGCCUGCCCUGGUGAUGUCUAAGAGUAGGCUGGCCCCCCUGUCUCCACAUCUAACGAUCCCCAGGCUGGAGCUGAUGGCCGCUGUUGUUGGAGCCAGGUUGAUGGACUUCAUCAAGAACGCGCUGCAUCUGGAGAGCGCAACAGUCACCUACUGGUCCGACUCGACCGACGUGCUUCACUGGCUCAACCGGAGGCGGCCUCUCAAGAUGUUCGUGGAGAACCGGGUGAAGACUGUGCUUCAGUUGACGACCGCCGACCAGUGGAGGUACGUCAGAGGCUCUGAUAACCCCGCUGACAUAGGCACGAGAGGGGUAACGCUGACCUCUCUCAUCGCCUGUGACAAGUGGUGGAAGGGUCCACCAUUUGAUUUGAGUCCGUCUGACUAUGAUGCCUCGUUAGUGCUACUGACGCCUCCCUCAGCAGAAGCCGAAGCAGAGACGAGGCCCGAGGUCAGACGUCAGGUCGUGACCGUGAGACGAGGGCGUGGCCCUGAUCCGAUUCCGGACGUCAUGCGUGGACCGUUUGAUGUGACUCAGUGUUCUCAUCUCAAGCAGGCAGUGAACCGCACCGCGUGGAUUCUUCGUUUCGCGCACAACGCCAGGCACCAGCGCACUGAGAGGAGGAGUGGAGCGCUGUCACCCGAGGAGCGCCGGGAGGCGCUGCGGUUCUGGAUCCGGGUCUCGCAGAGUGCCGCCUACGCGCCGGAGCUGGAGGCGCUGACGGCUGGCGCGCCGCUGCCACCCAACUCGCGACUCGAGAAGGUCAGACCUCGUCUAAACGCAGAUGGUGUCCUAGAAGCAGUCACGCGAACUCACGAACCUGCUCUGAUCAUUCUGCCUGAGUUUGCCCAUCUGACCACCUUGAUAGUGGAUGAUGCACACCGUAAAUCGUUUCACCAGGGUACCCGCACCACACUGGCACUGCUGUCUGGUGAAUACUGUGUGAGGAGACGAACUGUUCAUCGUGUGGUCAGUACAUGCUUCAGGUGCCGGAGGUACCGGGGUGCGCCGUACCGGUCAGCUGAUGGCGCGCUGCCCCUGUUUAGGACGGAGCCCAGCCGUCCGUUCAGCCGGGUCGGUGUGGACUUUUUCGGUCCGAUGUACGUCAAGGGCGGCGACAAGGUAUGGGUACUGCUGCUGACCUGUGCCUCGUCGCGAGCUGUGCAUCUCGAACUGUGUAAGACUCAGAAUGUCGCUGACGUCAAGCUGGCUUUGCGCCGCUUCUUUGCGCUACGUGGCACGCCAUCGCUAGUUGUGAGUGACAAUGCCAGAACGUUUCAUGCCCUGCUCGGGCACCUACCUGCCGCUGUGACCUGGCGCUUUGUACCCGAGGCGGCGCCCUGGUGGGGCGGCUUCUGGGAACGUUUGGUCGGGAUAACCAAGAAGUCCCUGCGCAUUACCCUGCACCAGUGUUAUCUUACCCAUGAGGAGUUGGCAGUCACCCUGUAUGAGUUGGCGUUACAACUGAACUUCCGACCUCUCACCCCAGGUGACGACGACGUGCUGACGCCCGCGCACCUGUUGUUCGGGGUCACGUCCAUCCGUGGCGUGCUCUCUCCGUCUGGCCACGAGCUGGACAGCCUGAGUCGGCGCUGGCGGCACCAGCGGCUGGUCAGCGAGCACCUGGUUCAGCGAUGGACCAAAGAGUACCUGCAGACUCUACGCACGUGGAGCUUCUCUCGGCGCGGCCGUCCGGUUCGGCUGCCCGAGGUCGGAGAGAUUGUGCUGGUGCACGCAGAAGGUCCGCGUGGUCGCUGGCCUCUGGCGCGCGUGGUGUCCCUCCUGUCUGGAGCGGACGGCCGCGCUCGCGCGGCGAGUAUCGUGCUAAGAGGGCGACUUACCCGCCGCCCGAUUAACAAACUGUUGAGACUAGAGGCGUCUGAGUGAAGUGAGCGUCGGCGAGGCGAAUGCCGAAAAAGUGACUGUGCCGAGUGAGGAGACUUUUCGAAGUGACGGCUCACUUCGAAAGUGGGGAGUAUGUCGCUAUUCGUUACUGCCCUGUGACCUUUUUUCUCCUCAUGUUACCGUACCGUAUUUGUUUUCCAUCGUUACUGUGUUGUAUCCUACCUUUCCUUUACGCCCCGUCAUUUUAUUUUACCUAUGGCAGCCCAUUUGGUAACCCCUGCAUCCUUCACGAAUAUUUUUCCUAACCGCGCCGAUUUCGCUUUGUUGUAUUAUUUCGUUCACGAGUUCUGUCGCCACCGCCGCCGUGUGAGGUCGUGUACCGCCAGUGUGCUAUCUGCUGCCACCACCGCCACCAAUAUAAUUGAAGUGCUCAUAUA
Molecule: messenger RNA, 5727 nt
Organism: Amphibalanus amphitrite
Lineage: Eukaryota; Metazoa; Arthropoda; Thecostraca; Balanomorpha; Balanidae
Exons: 2
Coding region: 2615-5332 (905 amino acids)
Biological process (GO): DNA integration
Molecular function (GO): nucleic acid binding
Source: RefSeq, a predicted model, not a curated record